Messenger RNA from Naumovozyma dairenensis CBS 421, 549 nucleotides. It is a transcript of the gene RAD33, whose product is annotated as Rad33p. NCBI's taxonomy places the organism in Eukaryota, Fungi, Ascomycota, Saccharomycetes, Saccharomycetales, Saccharomycetaceae. The transcript has a single exon. The record is from RefSeq and is a predicted model, not a curated record. Bases 1 to 549 code for a protein of 182 amino acids.
AUGGCAGGUCAUGACAAUAAAACAUCUGCUAAGGUGUCUCAAGAACAAGUGGAUAAAUUCAUAAAUGCAACUGUUCCUGAUGAAAUUGAAGAUGAAAUUCUGAAUGCACUUGUUGGAUUUAAUUUAAAUCAUGACAUGAAUACUAAUGAUUUGAAUGACUUUUUCGAACUAUUACAAUUACCUCGUGAUCUUUAUAAACUUGUUCCUGUGGAUAAUGUAGUCGUAGAGGGGACUAAUAUUAUUGAUUUCAAUAAAAUUGUGAGAGCUACAUACGAGUUAUUAAUCUUCCUAGAUAAUUCUGAAAUUAUUAAUAAUCUUUGGCAAUUGAUGGUUACUUGUUCUGGUCGGGAUAAACAAUAUCCGCAUGUUAUAUUGGUGAACCAUAUCUUGAGUGUGAAAGAUUUACAAAAAAUAGCAACAUUUGCUGAUUUGGAUCAAUCUUCUGGUAUCAUUCAAAUGAUGACAUGUGCAACAAGUGGGAAAAGAGUUUAUAUGACAUAUUUAGAUUUCGCUAUAAUAUUAGGUAAAUUGGGAUAUUUACGAUUUUAG